GCUUUAUCAGUCGCGUCUCCUAACCACCAAGACCAAACAUCUCCAACAUCAGUACCAUAUUUAUCGUCAUGGCGCCCGAUCCGCAACCCGAACAAUCCGCGCAAGCCGAAGCAGCCCAAGAAACAACUCAAUCUCAAUCACAAGAACCAGAACAACAACCAGAAUCAGAACAAGACCCUCCCGCAUCACCACCCCUCCCUCAGCGACACACAGCCGUUACGCCUGGUCCCCGCGCCGCGCGUCUACAAGAACUCUACGCGCGAUCGCUAAAGAAGACGCUGGGGAAGAUUGGAUGGGACAAUGUCGCCGGCUGCUACCCUACGGUUGCGAAGAGGGCGGAGGGUGUGUUGAGGCAGGUUCAGGGACAAAUGGUUGAUAAGCUUGGCGAGAAGUGCGAGAAAGAGUUUGAUAAUAUUAUGGUGUCGAGACAGGUCGUUCCUAAGCUCAAUGACUUAGAGAGCCUUAUUAGCGAUGCCUCCCGCCGACGCGCCGAGUCAACAACAGAAGAACCAACACCUCCUCAUCUUCUGCCCCCAUCAGCAAUCCUCGCCGCGCAUCUCACACCCGCCCUCACAGCGCACCAGUCGCAGCUCAAUGCUCGCCUACAAACGACACAAUCGCAAAACGCUCUGUUGUACGAUGAAGUUCGUCGUCAAAGAGAAGAAAUUCGUACACUUCUUGAUGCCCUCGAAGCUGUCGUCGCCGAUGUCCAGGGCGCAAAUGACGCGCUGCGCCCGGUUAUGGACGAUGUUGCUGCUGAGACGAGACAGGGCAUAGCAGCCGUUGACGCUGCCAAUGGUGGUGGGGAACAAGGAGCGUCAUCAUGAGCAUGAACGACGAAAAAGAUGCAUAUAGGUGGCAGAAAAGCUGAACGUAUGCUGUGGUCAUCCAAUGGACCCGGGAGUAAUGGGCGUUAUUAUACCAAUGUUUUGUCUUGUAUAACAGCAUUUACGAAGCAACGUUCACAGUUAAUCAAGCAUUUAGUUGCAAUGACAUCUUUCAAAAUGUUU
Messenger RNA from Fusarium oxysporum Fo47, 1010 nucleotides. RefSeq names its product MIND complex subunit NNF1. NCBI's taxonomy places the organism in Eukaryota, Fungi, Ascomycota, Sordariomycetes, Hypocreales, Nectriaceae. The record is from RefSeq and is a predicted model, not a curated record. The transcript is spliced from 3 exons. Gene Ontology annotation, biological process: chromosome segregation. Bases 69 to 827 code for a protein of 252 amino acids. Gene Ontology annotation, cellular component: MIS12/MIND type complex.